AUGGACUUUCUGCCUGCGCAUCCUGGACCAGUCGAGGAUCAGCUAUUAGUGUUGCAGGGUGACCAUAGGUCCUCCUUUCUUGAUUGGUCUCUCAUCACGACCUUGGUAGAGUGGUGGCGACCGAAGACACACACUUUUCACUUGCCCACUGGAGAGGCCACCAUCACGCUGGAGGAUGUUCAGGGUGACGCUGUACAGAGAGGGGGCAGUCGCGUUGCUUUGUUAGCCAUCAGAGAUCAUAUGGCAUUUUUGCACCCAGACAUUACCGGCGAGACGGAUGAUCUCCAUAUUGAGCGGUACACGAGGUUGGCGCUGCUCCUGCUUUUCGGGGGUGUCUUGUUCCCAAACACUUCGGGAAGUCUAGUGAGUAUGCGCUUUCUCCAUCAUCUGCAGCAGCUAGAUGAUUUACCCAUAUACAGCUGGGGUGUUGCUGUUUGGGCCUGGCAGCGGGUCAUGCCGUUACAGCCACCUCUACCACCCGGUGAGGCUUAUCCGUUUCUCCCUAUAGCUUCUAGGUGGGUUCUCCGGCGUGGGAACUACCGAGGGACCAAUGCUCAUCAUAAUCUCCCCCUUGUCAGGGAUGUGUUAGAUAUGCUGGUGGCCGGACAGUUCAUCUGGACGCCAUACAAUGACGAGUUGCUAGCUCAGCUGCCCGAUUAUUGCUCCGUCGACCGACUGCUUUGGAGCACCUCCGUCCCGAUGAUCUUCUUCGAUAUGGUUGAGUAUCAUGCCACAGAGCGUGUGCUUCGCCAGUUUCACCGUUCCCAGCCUAUACCGGGGGAGCCUGCAUGGAUCCCUACACACUAUCAGCGGGAUGACUGUAUCAGGGUGGACGAUAUAUUUAUGGGAUGGCUAGAGCAGCAGGAGGCCACUAUUCAUCUGUAUAUGCCAUGGUACCGCUGUCACACCCGACUGAUGAUCGGGAACCCCAUUCAUGUACUUAGCGAGCGUUACAGACCAUAUGCUGGGAGGCACGAGUCACUGGCUAUUGGGCAUCACCUGGUCUACCAGUUGGGACAGGAGAUGCAGCAGCAUGCCGACAGUGCUGCACUCGUUGCGUAUGGCCGGCAGGUGGCAGAUCUGGCUCGUCAGACCCUAUUUCAAGCGAGAGAUGGCGCGAGUUUGGAUCACGAGGAUCAGUAUGCGGCGCCAGAGGACUACCAUCGGGGUAGGGUUGUCCCACGAGGCAGGGGUAGGGCACGAGAGAGGGGUGCCCUACGGGGUCGCGGGGGACGGAGAGGAGGUGGUCCCUAG
Nicotiana tabacum (common tobacco) is the source of this 1254-nucleotide messenger RNA. Lineage: Eukaryota; Viridiplantae; Streptophyta; Magnoliopsida; Solanales; Solanaceae. The record is from RefSeq and is a predicted model, not a curated record.